This is a messenger RNA of Coccomyxa subellipsoidea C-169, 1435 nucleotides long. Its product is annotated as Dolichyl-diphosphooligosaccharide-protein glycosyltransferase 48kDa subunit. The transcript is spliced from 9 exons. The record is from RefSeq and is a predicted model, not a curated record. Gene Ontology annotation, cellular component: oligosaccharyltransferase complex; endoplasmic reticulum membrane. Bases 73 to 1377 code for a protein of 434 amino acids. NCBI's taxonomy places the organism in Eukaryota, Viridiplantae, Chlorophyta, Trebouxiophyceae, Coccomyxaceae.
CUGAGAAUCGCAGUGCGAAGUGGAAUAGUUCAGUGCCUCAGCAGGGCAAUUUUCAUGGGUGGUGUCUGAGUCAUGGGUGUUGAUGGUCGGUCCAGAACAAUGAUCAGACCAGUUCUUUUCCUGCUGCUUGCAGCAGCACUCACAUGUCGAGCCUCAGAACAAAAAAUACUUGUGCUGCUUGACGAUCCUCUCAUACGAAGCACCCACAGCCUCUUCUUCAGUGACCUGAGCAGCAGAGGAUACGAGAUCUCCUUCAAGUCUGCUAGCGAUAGAAAACUGCAGCUGAAGGAUUGGGACGAAUGGCUGUAUCAAAAGGUUAUCGUCUUCGCGCCUUCUGCAACAGAUUUUGGUGGCGACAUUGACGACGGCACUCUUUUAGAAUUUGUCGAUGCCGGCAAUGAUGUACUCAUUGCAGUGGACUCGAAGGCUUCUGAGCUGAUAAGGGGUCUGGUGGCGGACAUUGGCAUUGACUUGGAGGCCAAGGGAACAGUGGUGACAGACCAUGUGGGUUUUGUGAAGUCAAGCAGCGACGGCCACAGCCUCAUUGCCUCGGAGGAGUUUGUGCAAUCUGAGGCAGUGCUUGGAAAUUUCACUGACCGCUCCCCCAUCUUAUUCAAGGGGACAGCUGCAAGCAUCUCGCCUGAGAGCACACUGGCCAUCAGCAUUCUGGGCGCCCCAGAGACGGCCUUCAGCUAUCUCCAUGGGAAGGCAGUGACUGAGAAUCCCCUGGUGGCAAAUGGCCACGCCACUCUGGUGGCCGGUGUGCAGGCUAGGAGUGGUGCACGCGUUGUGGUAGCAGGGUCUGUGGACAUGUUCAGCAAUGCCUACUUCAAUUCUGCCGGCUUUGAAACCUCAUCCGGCAAGAAGUGCAGCAAGGCGGGUAACAGGGCGUUCUGCAGUGAGGUGACCCGCUGGGCCUUCCAUGAGCGGGGUGUGCUGCGGGUGACCAAUCUGCACCACAGCCAUGCUGGCAAGCAGGAGCAGCCGGACUGGUACCGCGUCACUGACGACCUCCAGUUCGGCCUUGACAUCCACGAGCUUGUGGGCGGCAUCUGGCAGCCAUUCAGGGCUGAUGAUGUGCAGGUGGAGUUUGUGAUGCUGGACCCCUAUGUCCGUGCCGACCUGCAGCACAAUGACCAGGGGCACUUCUACACAGCUUUCAAGGUGCCAGAUGUGUACGGUGUUUACAAGUUUGUCAUAAAUUACCGCAAACCAGGUUACACGCCUCUGGACUUGGCAAAGAGGGUGUCAGUGCGACCCUACCGGCACAAUGAGUUUGAGAGGUUCCUGGUGGCUGCAUAUCCGUACUACAUGAGCGUGUUUUCGACAAUGGCAGCCUUUUUCGUGUUUGGCAUUGUCUUCUUGUAUCACAAGUGAAUUGAUCGUGAGGAUCCGUGCAAUGUUGAAAAUCCAUUGUUACAAUCAAUUCAGCUGU